GCCGGGCAGCGGCACUCGCAGCGACGGGCCGCGGCAGCAGCGAGCGCCGAGCCGAGCAGUCCGUGCAUGAGUCUCGUCCGGCGCGGUCGCCCGCGCCCCGCGCACCACCAUGCAGCGUCUCGUCGUGCUCUUGCUGCUACCGGCACUCGUGUCAUGUGUGAUCUACGACGAGAUCCCAGAACAUACUUUGUGCAACCUACACGACUGUGAAUGCCUGGACAGCGGACACCCCUCAUGGAAGACUGUCAACUGCAACAUGACCACAACAAAGAAUCUGGCCAUCUUCAGCGGAAAUCUUCCUGUGGAGACCACCGACCUGGUGGUGACCGGCUACGAUGACGUGUCGCUGGAGCACGGCGCGUUCUCGUCGCUGAACGACCUACGACUCGUGCGCAUCGCGCACAGCAAGCUGGUGGUGUUCCGCCGCGGCGCCGCGGUCGACCUGACCGUCGUCAGCGCCUACGUCGAGGUCGAGCACUGCUCGGAGCUGCGCGUCGAGGGGAAAGCAUUCAGCAACUUACGCGGUCCACUAUCGGUUACUAUAAGACAUUGCGACCGCGUGUCAAUCGAGGGCGAUGCGUUUUCGUGGCUGUUGAAGUUGCGCAUCACCGACGUCGGGACCCUGGUGCUGAGCCCCGGCGCCUUCACGCUGGAGCCCACGGCCGGCAACGUGGGCGAGCACGGCCCCGGCAUGUCGAUUGAACUGAGACGGUUAACAGCACCCGAGAUCCCUUCGCAAGCAUUUGGUUCGUCAGCUGCUGAGAUAAUACUGGAAUCCAUGGUGGUGACCACCAUUCGGUCGGGCGCCUUCUCCGCCAACACGUACAAUGUUAUCAGCGCCACCAAAUGCAUCGUCAGUUUCAUAGAAGGCGAAUCAUUCGCACAGAAGUCACUAAUUAACAACCUGCUCUUCUUCGAUUGUAGAAUACAGCAUAUGUAUCAAAGAGCAAUACAAUCUGCUAUUACUUAUCUAAAUAUCAACCACACUAGAUUCAACUUCAUCGAUACGGGCGCUAUCAACUCGACAGUAGCAACGGUGAAAAUAGCAAAUAGCGAGUUUCAUAAGUUUUUAACAAGAGGAAUCGAAUUAUCAUCAUGGAGCAAUCUUUUUAUGGAGAAACUCAAAUUCGACGCUCUACCGGAACAUGCCAUGAUUGCACAUCCAACUAUGGUUGAAGAAUUUGUCUUCGCAGACAAUGAAGUAGAAGAAGUCUCUAAAAACAGUUUGGAGUUCGUAGGGAAAAUUAUCGAUAACAGAUUUGGUUACCAAGGUGUUUACAGAAACAAUUACUUUGGAUCACCGUGCAGUUGCAACAUUAGCCUGAAGAUAGGCGAGGCUUUGGGGGCUACGCCUGACGGGAUAUAUGCGCUCGAGAGCUACUGCACAGUCAAUGAAUUUUUUGCACGAUGCUUCAAUGCUCCCGAGCAAAACAUAAUUCUUCGUACAUUUAUAGAAAAGGUGUGUCAUGAAAAAUCCGCUGUACAGUGUGAACAAUACAAGAAAAAAUCAGAUAUUCCAACGGAAAUAAAAAAUCCACGAUUCCCUCACAAACAUGAAGAAGAUACUUUAUCAGAACGAAACAAGAAAGUGAUAAGUAUUGUCAUAGUAACAGCAUUAGUGUGCGUCGGAACUGUGAUGCUUAUAAGUUUUGGAAGAUGGCUGAAGAAUAGAGGAUGUUGUGCUCGCCUAAGAAAUAUAUUUACAUCACUAAUAUCCUCUUGCUGUGCAUUUUUUGCCAGAAUCUGCGGAUGUGGGCGUAAUAGUGGACUUGAUAACGGAAGAUUUGUAUCAGAGCUAUCAGUACAUGAAUAUUCAGAGCGUCGCCGACUCAAUGAGCCACGUAUACCGGAAAAUAUGAUCGUAGAAACUAUUUUGCCUGGAACUGGAACGCCUUGUUUAGAUUUAACCCCCAUGGACGAUAAAACGACACAAACACUACCCGAAGAAUUAACUAAGGAACUGUUGGAAAAUUUAAAAGAGAAAUUAGAAGAUCCAGAUAACUAUGUUGAGGCCCGAGAAAUGAUCGAGCACUUAUACGAACUUAUCAAAGUAGAAGAGAGCUGCAACUCAAAUACACCGAUCGUAAUGCAAACGGAGGAAAAUAUUUAUGAGUUACCUUUUCAGAACACCACCCCUAGAAUUGGAAAAAACAAAAAGCAAAUGAUCAGCGUUGGAACUAGAGCCCCGUCUUUGGACAAGCUACUGCCGCUGUCGCCAUACAAUAGACAGACUGCGCUAGCACACGAAUACUUUGAGCCCAAAGAUUUUGCUGUUCAUCUGUACGCAGAAAUAGCUAAUUGUGACAAGGAAAAGCGCACGUUACUGGGCAUAAUCCCAGAUAUUGUAGAACAAGUGGUUCCCCGUGGACCAUACCUUCGUGCUGUACGUGAAAAGAAUUCUAGUCCCAGCACAGCUUCGUCUCCCUCGUCUAAGUCAUUAAAUAGCAUUAAAAAGAGCCCGAUGACAGGGCCCAGCGGAAGCCAAAUUACAAGCCCGCUACAAAGCCCCUCUAGUAUGAAAUCUGGUAAAUCUACGGCAUCUAAUUCAUCAGGAAAGAUGAUGAAUCGGCCGCUCCCCGAAAAACCGGUUAGUCCGGAUCCUGGAGAAGGCCCUUCAAUGGUGGGCUAAAGGUGCCGGCUGGAGCCCGCGGGUCGAGGGGCACGCGCGGCGGGCUGUGACGCUGCACCCGUAGCACCCAGCGAGACUUGCGCGAUUUAUUUGCUGUGAUAUUAUUUUGAUUUAUAUUACUUUUAACUAUCUCAAUACCUUGAGUGAUUGUGUCAUGCCAGACACCUUUUAAUAUAAUUUGUAAAUAUUAAAUAUUUAAUUAAUUUUAUUAAUUACUCAAUGGCCUGAGGCCAUUACGUAAAAAUGUGUAAUGCUUCGUAUCUGUGUACUAUGGUGAAUUAAUGUAUGAGAGACAAUGAAAAUAGUAAUCUAAAGUACAUAAUCAUUAAUAUGUAUUGUUACCUUUUCUUUAAUAACAUACAUAUUGUUGAAUAGAAACGUGUGUAGGUAUUAGAUCGAUAGAUCUCUUUUCAAAUGUAUGUAUUUCAUCACUUGUUAGAUCACCACACAUCAAAAUGUUUAUUAAGUAAUAUGGAUGGAGUAUUAUUUUCAAAAGUAUUUUUAUAAUUGACUCAAAGAUACCUACUUGUUAUAAGACGAGAAAUAUUUUCUAAUGUAAAUUAUUCUUACAAAUUAACUCAUAUGGUUAGUGAAAAUGUAGUGAGUUAGUUCUUUAUAAAAUUUUACAUAUUGAUAUUGUGAAAAAUAAGAAAAGUAUCAUUCAAAUUUUAUUUUUUAUGCAAAAGACAAAGGUUUUCGCUAACUCAUACAAUAGAUUGUGCGUGAAUGAACUCUGGGUGUGUUAAUUGAAUAUUAUUUUUUUACUGCCAAUUUUGUAUUAUUUAUUUUAUCAUAUUUUGCUGAUUAAAUUAGAAUUAAGGAA
This is a messenger RNA of Ostrinia furnacalis (Asian corn borer), 3452 nucleotides long. RefSeq lists its product as uncharacterized. The record is from RefSeq and is a predicted model, not a curated record. Bases 110 to 2629 code for a protein of 839 amino acids. The transcript is spliced from 5 exons. NCBI's taxonomy places the organism in Eukaryota, Metazoa, Arthropoda, Insecta, Lepidoptera, Crambidae.